GCGCCAAACCGCGAAAGCAAAAAUUUCUUGUCUUUCCCGAGCCUGGGCUGGCACUGGCUCACCCACCCACCACCCACACCGUCCCGGAGGAGCGAACGAGAGAUUUUAUUUAUUGAACGUCUUUCCCCCGGCAAAGACACACUUCUUCUCCUUCUCACCCAUCACACUCUCCCAACUCAUACAAGCUCUCCCCACAACCUCCACCUUCAACCCCCACGAACUUCCUUCUUCACACUAUCACUACUCCCCCAAACACCACAUCUAUCACAAUGGGUUUCGCUGAGGGCAACACCACCAAGGGCGCCAAGCUCUUCAAGACCCGCUGCGAGCAGUGCCACACCGUCGACGCCGGUGGAUCGAGCAAGACCGGACCCGCUCUCCACGGCCUCUUUGGACGCAAGUCCGGCCAGGUUGAGGGCUACUCGUACACCGACGCCAACAAGCAGAAGGGUGUUGAGUGGAACGAGAACACCUUGUUCGAGUACCUCGAGAACCCCAAGAAGUACAUUCCCGGUACUAAGAUGGCUUUUGGAGGUCUGAAGAAGGCCAACGACCGCAACGACCUGAUCUCCUACCUCAAGGAGGCCACCAAAUAAGCGGUUUCGUUCGUCUGUUCGUUCGCACGAGUGCCUUCUUUCCGAAUACCCGUCCUACCUACCUACCUCCACCACCACCACCACCACCACCACCACCACCA
Messenger RNA from Tricharina praecox, 697 nucleotides. Its product is annotated as cytochrome c. The record is from RefSeq and is a predicted model, not a curated record. Gene Ontology annotation, biological process: mitochondrial electron transport, ubiquinol to cytochrome c; mitochondrial electron transport, cytochrome c to oxygen. Gene Ontology annotation, molecular function: electron transfer activity; heme binding. The coding region runs from base 270 to 596 and encodes 108 amino acids. NCBI's taxonomy places the organism in Eukaryota, Fungi, Ascomycota, Pezizomycetes, Pezizales, Pyronemataceae. The transcript is spliced from 3 exons. Gene Ontology annotation, cellular component: mitochondrial intermembrane space.